Mytilinidion resinicola is the source of this 1364-nucleotide messenger RNA. RefSeq lists its product as uncharacterized. The record is from RefSeq and is a predicted model, not a curated record. Bases 9 to 1193 code for a protein of 394 amino acids. Lineage: Eukaryota; Fungi; Ascomycota; Dothideomycetes; Mytilinidiales; Mytilinidiaceae. Gene Ontology annotation, cellular component: mitochondrion. The transcript has 2 exons.
GGCCAUUUAUGACUCCUCGUCAACACGCGCAAUGCGUCAAGAACCUCGCACAGAUGAUUGUCGACAUGGCGAGGCUGCCAUUCCCAGCAUUCGGGAGCCUAUAUUUCUCAGAUGCUCCAGUUGACUCUAAGCUGAGGACCAAGUUUGCAGAUGGCUUCUGCAUAGGCCCUCACUGCGGUCGGAGCUAUUGGGAUUGCAAUAUUGGAGAAAAGAGGUUCUAUGAGGAAAGACCUGCCAAUCAAGGACCUUGGACUGAUCUCGACGCCUUCUCCACUGGCCUGAUCGGUGUAGGCUUUUCCCGGAUUCCAAACGCUGAUCCAAAAGGAGCCACGCUUCCGUAUCGCGGCUCCGUACAAGAGCAUCGGCGGUUACUGGUUCUCAGUGACCAAAUUCUCAAGGCGCUGGCUACGACGCCACUCAUUCAAGACGUGGCGUCACCAACUCUGAUCCAUCCAGACUUCCACAGCAGGAACGUGUUCGUUUCAGAUGAAGACCCGACCUCCAUCACCGCCAUCAUCGACUGGCAGUCAACCAGCAUCGAGCCCACCUUCGUCUACGCCGACCAGAGACCAGACUUCGCCUAUCACCCAGGUGCGGCGUUCUUAGGGAAGCGGAUGAACAGCGAUAACGCGAAGGUUGAUGAAAAAAACUUGGUCGAGAACAUCACAGACGAGGUUGCCCUAAAGUUACUCGAGAAGGACAUCUCGACCUGCGUGAAGAUUUUCGAGACUAUGCUAGUCAUGGUCCCGAAGGUCCAUGCUUCGCGCGUGAUGGAUGAGGCCCUUCUCCGGGUGUUUCGAUAUUGCGACGGAGGAUGGGUGUAUAGUGCGGCGGGCUUGCGACAGGAACUCAUCGAGCUCUCAAAACGCUGGAAAGAGCUUGGGCUACCGGACGAAUGUCCGUAUCAACCCACACCUGAGGAGCUUGCUGAGCAUAGGAAGGAGUACGAGGAUUUCGAAGCGCGGCAGAGCCUCGUAACAAAGUGUGAGAAUUACCUAGGGGCGACUUAUGAUGGCUGGGUGGCUGCUGAGCACUGGGAGAUGGCGGAGGGUAGGCACAAGGAGAUGUAUGAUACGUGGAUUGAGGGGAGCAAGGGAAAUGCGGAGGACGAAGAGAGAGCGGCGUUGUUAUGGCCGUUUCCCCCCAAUGUUGGGCAGAAGGGAAGUCAAGAGGUUGUGGUAGUUGACGUCUAGGACGGCGUAUGGCUUCAGAGCGAAGUUUCCAGGAGCAUGACUACAAAGAUGUGUCUACCAAUCCACAUCAUCUAUGAUAAGGCGCUUCAAUAUCAGACCAUCGACACCUGGACAUGAACGUAAUGCCAAGAAAUCAAUUACCUAACUCAGUAAUUACUCUUCUCAGAGGGC